AUGCCUACUCCCGGUCUUCUCUACGUCACCAUGCAGCCCAAGAGCUCGCUGCCAGACAGUCAAUUCCAUGACUGGUAUAACACAGAACAUGGACCUUUGCGUUUACGAUUGCCCUUCGUCACCAAUGGCUUUCGCUUCCGUGCGACCGAUGGCGAGCAGCCCGAGUAUGUGGCUUUGUACGAUAUUACCGAUAUGGACGAGUUAACCCGCAAGACCUACUUGGACCUGAGAACCGACCUGAUCAAGACCGACCGGGAGAAAAAGACCAUGGCCCAAAUUGACGUGGGCCGUUUUUUGUAUGAUCUGGUGGAUGAGCGCAGCAGUCCCGACUUUCGCCCGUUGGAAGAUCGAGCCGACACAGAUGCCGAGACCCGGGGCAGCGUUCUCAUCGCCGUCCGGGUGGCCACCCACCCGGAUCCCGCCAAACAAGCCGAUUUGGACAAAUGGUACCGCGAAGAACAUUUCGAGAUGCUCUCCCGCGUACCUGGAUGGCGUCGGAGUCGCCGUUUUGUCACUGCGGCAAUUGAUUCCGCCCCACGGGAAUCGCUAACCCUCUACGAGUAUGCUCCCGUCAAUGGGUUGGGAGGCGAUGCCCACAAGGCCGCCAUGAAUACACCAUGGGGAUCGCGUCUCAUGAGCGAGGUAGUCACCUCGAAGAAACGUCGUGUUUAUGAGUGGUACUACACCUUUGGUCCGGCUCCCCGUGAGCUCACUGCGUUGGCUGCCCCAGAUGUUGUAGGACCUUGGAACUCCAACGAUGGUCGCACCCGUACAUUCCCCUCACCUUCCCGUCCGGCAGUCGAGUCCUUCGUCACUACAUCUGAUGGUGUUGAACUCCCUUACCGGUUGGAAGGUAGCACCGACCCCUAUGCGCCUGUCGUCGUGCUCAGCAACUCCAUCCUAGUCAACUGGAACAUCUGGGAUCGUUUCGUUGACGCCUUCUUCGCUCAAAAGCAGAACCAGCGCUACCGUGUCCUGCGGUAUCUGACCCGAGGCCGCCGCUCGGAGAGCGGCGAGCAGCCUGUCAAUAUUGACGUGCUAGCUUCUGAUCUGGCUACGCUGCUGGAAGCUCUGCGCGUGCCCCCCAAGGCCGCACGUGUCAUCGGCGUCAGUCUGGGUGGUGUAACCGCCCUGAAUACUUCUCUCCUCUACCCCGAGCGCGUUGGAGCGUUCAUCGCAUGCGACACAAACUCCUCCGCCCCGGAGUCCAACCGCAAGGCAUGGGGUGACCGUGUGGCCAUUUGCGAGAAAGAAGGGUCGGUCGAUCCGGAAACCAAGGAGCCCAUCGUCGGAGAGGAGCUGGCGGAGGUCACUACUCGUCGAUGGUUCGUGCCCGAGUCAUACGAGACCCAGCCCGAGGUCCUCGCGCGCGUCAAGGAAGCUGUGCGCAUCAACAGCUUGAAGGGAUUUGCCCAUAGCGUGCAAGCCCUUUGUGCAUACGAUAUCCGCGAACGCAUGGCCUCGGCCACUGUGCCGGGUUUGUUCGUAGCUGGAGCUCACGAUGGUGUCUUGCCGCAGACAAUGCAGAAGAUGGCGGAUGAUCUGCGUGGUGGCGCCGAGCUCAAGAUCAUCGAGCGUGCAGGCCAUCUUCCCAUGGUGGAGCAGCCUGUGGCAUUUGCAAAAGUUGUGACUGAGUUCUUGAGCAAGAUAGAUGGUUGA
This is a messenger RNA of Penicillium bovifimosum, 1659 nucleotides long. RefSeq names its product putative alpha/beta hydrolase. Bases 1 to 1659 code for a protein of 552 amino acids. The record is from RefSeq and is a predicted model, not a curated record. The transcript has a single exon. Lineage: Eukaryota; Fungi; Ascomycota; Eurotiomycetes; Eurotiales; Aspergillaceae.